UAUCCGGGUGCGAGGAGAGUCACUUCCGGCCAUUGAAUCGCUCAGUAGCGCCGUUUCUUUCACCGAGCGCCGGAGCGGCCUGGUCUGAGGCCUCCGCACCGAGCUCAAUUUUUUUCCUCUCCCCGUUGCCGGGGUUGCCGGUCUGUGGUCCCGGCCGGUUGGCCUGACGCCCCUGCCCCGCCGCCAUGAAGCUCGUGAGGUUUCUAAUGAAAUUGAGUCAUGAGACUGUGACCAUUGAACUGAAGAAUGGAACACAGGUGCAUGGAACAAUCACAGGAGUGGAUGUCAGUAUGAAUACGCAUCUUAAAGCUGUGAAAAUGACACUGAAGAACAGAGAGCCUGUACAGUUGGAGACAUUGAGUAUUCGAGGAAAUAACAUUCGAUACUUCAUUCUGCCAGACAGCUUACCUCUGGAUACCUUGCUAGUGGAUGUUGAACCAAAAGUCAAAUCCAAGAAAAGGGAAGCAGUUGCAGGAAGAGGCCGUGGCAGAGGUCGGGGCAGAGGCCGUGGCCGUGGCAGAGGAAGAGGGGGACCUAGGCGAUAACUUCUCUCACGCCACAGAUACAUGUUACAAAAUUCUAAGCAGUCUGAUAUUUUUUGUACAGGUUUUGUUUACAAUGUCGAUUUUUAAUAAACACAAAUGUGGAAAAGUU
Molecule: messenger RNA, 654 nt
Organism: Trachemys scripta elegans
Lineage: Eukaryota; Metazoa; Chordata; Testudines; Emydidae
Gene: SNRPD1
Product: small nuclear ribonucleoprotein D1 polypeptide
Exons: 4
Coding region: 186-545 (119 amino acids)
Biological process (GO): spliceosomal snRNP assembly; RNA processing
Cellular component (GO): catalytic step 2 spliceosome; precatalytic spliceosome; SMN-Sm protein complex
Molecular function (GO): RNA binding
Source: RefSeq, a predicted model, not a curated record